UCGUAAAGACAUACUUUGGAUCAAGUUUAGCCAUCAAUAGGUUUCUUCUUCCUGAGUCCAAUCGCGGACGUCAUUCCUUGUUUAGAAGAUGGCGGAUUCUAAGUUGUAUGAUUUAUUAGGUGUGAGUAGAAAUGCAUCUGAAGUUGAAAUUAAAAAGGCAUACAGAAAGUUGGCAAAGGAAUUUCAUCCCGACAAGAAUCCAGAAGCUGGGGACAAAUUCAAAGAGAUUUCAUUUGCUUAUGAAGUAUUGUCUGAUUCCAAGAAACGUUCCACAUAUGACAGAGUUGGGCUGAAGGGCAUGCAAGAAGGAGCCCAUGAAGGACAUGGCUUUUCUUCAGAUGAUUUGUUCUCACAGAUAUUUGGUGGUGGUCUGUUUGGUAUGGGGCCUGGUAUGAGAGGCAGAAGACGUCACAGAGGAGAGGAUACCAUACACACACUAAAGGUCUCCCUAGAAGAUCUGUACAAUGGUAAAACAUCCAAAUUGCAGCUUAGUAAGAAUGUCAUCUGUACAACUUGCGGUGGGAAAGGAGGAAGAGCAGGUACAACGCAUACAUGCCGAACAUGUGCUGGUUGUGGUUUUAAAGUUACCUAUAGACAGUUGGGACCUGGAAUGACGCAGCAACUGCAGUCAAGAUGUCCAACAUGUGGUGGUGAAGGUGAGGUCAUACACGAGAAGGAUCGUUGUGUAGCAUGCAGGGGUAAAAAAGUUGUGAAUGAAACAAAAAUACUAGAAGUCCAUGUUGAUAAGGGAAUGAAGGAAAGUCAGAAAAUAUACUUUCGUGGAGAAGGGGACCAACAGCCUGAUGUUGAACCAGGGGAUGUAAUUAUAGUUCUUCAACAAAAACCACACGAUAAAUUCCAACGAACUGGUGAUGAUCUAGUUAUCACCCAUGCACUUUCUCUUACUGAAGCUCUCUGUGGCUUUGAGAUGACACUUAAACAUCUUGAUGGGCGUGAUCUUGUCAUAAAGCAUCCUCCAGGACAGGUUAUUAAACCAGGUGAUGUAAAGGGUAUUGAAAAUGAAGGAAUGCCACAGUACAGAAAUCCCUUUGAAAGGGGAAACUUAUACAUAAAGUUUGAUGUACUGUUCCCAAGCAAUAACUUUGCAAAUGAAGUAACAUUGAAGGAACUGGAAAAAUUGUUACCACCACGACCUACAUUCCACAUACCUCAAGGAGAGCACGUAGAAGAAGUUGAUCUCAAUGAGUAUGAUCCAAAUGACCGCAGUUCGGGAGGAUCAGGAAGACAGGAAGCCUAUGCAAGUGAUGAUGAGGAGUAUGGUCCUGGUUCUGGAGGCAUUCAAUGUGCCCAUCAAUGAAGAUCUCAAAAAUGUCUAUAGAAUCAAAUUGCCAUUGCAGCAAAGUUGAUUCUAUUGUGACUUGAUUGAAAUUUUGUGUGCAUGGUGUGAUUGAGAAAUGUUAAUGUAAAAUCUUAUCAAAUGAACUAUGUACACACAGAAUUUGGUGAACUGCCAUCCAUUAGGCAGUGUAAUUAAAUGUAACUCUUUUAAAAACUGCCUCUUUUGUUUAAAAUACCAGUUUAUUGUUCCACUUUGGGGUUUUUUAGUCAAUUUGAAAUUCAGUUUUUACAGUUUGUAUGAUUGGUCCAAUGUAUUGGAUUAUAGCAAUUUUGGCAUGUGGCAAAUGCACAUUCUCAAAUUAGUAAGUGUAGAGUACAUUAGAAAAAAUAUUUAUGUAGGUAGUUAUAUCUUGAAACACUCUGAAGAAAUAGUGUAUAGACUUGAGCAGCUGAAAAAAGUAAUUUCUUAACAGAAUAAAUCAUAUUACUGCAGCUUCUGAAGUCUCUACAUUAAUUUUCAACAUUGUCUGUUUUCUUAUUUUAUGAAAUAUGAGCAUAUCCCGACUUUAAGGGAAAAUAUAAUCAGAAUAUUGAAAUUUGCAGGAAGUUUUGUAGGAUGGCAUUAAAGUUUUAUGUGAGUAAAAUUGAUUCUUGGCUGUAA
Schistocerca cancellata (South American locust) is the source of this 1960-nucleotide messenger RNA. RefSeq names its product dnaJ homolog subfamily A member 2-like. Gene Ontology annotation, biological process: protein refolding; response to heat. The record is from RefSeq and is a predicted model, not a curated record. Gene Ontology annotation, cellular component: cytoplasm; cytosol. The transcript is spliced from 8 exons. Gene Ontology annotation, molecular function: ATP binding; Hsp70 protein binding. NCBI's taxonomy places the organism in Eukaryota, Metazoa, Arthropoda, Insecta, Orthoptera, Acrididae. The coding region runs from base 89 to 1318 and encodes 409 amino acids.